Molecule: messenger RNA, 876 nt
Organism: Dermatophagoides farinae (American house dust mite)
Lineage: Eukaryota; Metazoa; Arthropoda; Arachnida; Sarcoptiformes; Pyroglyphidae
Gene: MED28
Product: mediator complex subunit 28
Cellular component (GO): mediator complex
Source: RefSeq, a predicted model, not a curated record
AUUUGUUGGAAAACAUUCCAAGGAAUUUUUUUUGAUCGAACAAAAACGCUUUUAUCACAAUUCGUGGAUUUGACAAUUAUCAAUAUUUUUUUUCAAAAAUGUCAUUGAUCGAUGAUUUUGAAAAUUCAUUCCAGGCUUGUAUGGCUCCAAUCACAAAUCCAAUAUCAUCGCAUGUAUUGGAUAAUGAUGAAUUGAAAGCCAAUGUGGAUAAUAUUCAGCGGUUUUUAGAUAUAUCACAACAAAUUGAAAGUUUUUUCAUCCGUAAACGAGCAAUACUUUCGGAACAAAAACCUGAAAUCACUUUGAAUGAAGAGAUAAAUGAACUUAAAUUGGAAAUCAAUCGUAAAGAUGUGCUGUUGAAUAAUUAUUAUGAAAAAUUGAAUAUGUGGUCCAAUAUGGUUAAUGAAGCAUUGACUGGCAAAAUAAUGCAUCCAAAUAUUGGUAAUAAUAAUAUGAUGAUGACGGAAAAUGUUAAUAAAAUUAUACCAGGACAACAACAACCACCACCACCAAUGCGUUUAGGUCCGACAGCAAUGUCGAUUCCAAUGCCGAUGAAUCCAAAUAGUAUGCAAAAUGUACCAAGUCCUUUGAUACGAUCACAACAAAGUGGUGCUGGUAGUGCCGGUACAUCAGGCAUGAUGUUAAGUAAUGUUCCUCAAAUGGGACCAAAUACAUCACAUCUUCAAUCAUCAAGUGGUGGUGUAUACAAUCCAAUGCAAUAUGCAUCGAACCAAAAUCCAUUGGCUAAUUUGGAACGUACAACCGCACAUAUUGGAAUGAAUGAUAAUCGUAGAUAGAUAUGUAAAUAGAUAUGAUUGUAUUCAAUAAUCAUUUUUUAUUAAAAUUAAAUGAUCAAAUUUAUUAUUAUACUCAAAA